GCUGUUCUGAAGGCAACAGCACAAGGACAGGUAAGACAGAUUCCUGAGCUGCUCUUUUGUCUUCGGGCCAAAGCAUUUUCUCGGUGCGUCUCUAUGUAGUUGCUGUGGAAGUGGUCAUCAUGGACUGCGUGCUAGAGGGAGCUACAGUGUUAAGCAUCUGUAAACUGGUUUGUUCUCUGCCCUUUGUGCAAUCCAUGGUCACCUCAACCACCAGCCCCUUCAGCUUCUGUAGCAUCUGCCUCCUGAUUUUCACUGAUGUAAUCCUAACAGUUUUCUUCAGUUGCCUGCUGGUUUUGGAGCAUUUCCAGAUCAUAAUGCCUUUCACUGGUGACUACAUCGCCUUGCGCUGCCUGCUCUUCAUCUGUCACACAUAUGGCACAGUCUUCCUCCUGACUUUACCUGAAAUUAUCGUGGACACUUUCAUCAGACAUCUAGCAGAAAAAGAAACAAAGGAACAACAAAAUUCCAUGCAAAACAAUGCUGCUGAAUGUUCAGACAAAACGGGAAAAAAGCCAACUUUGCUUUACUACAUUACUGCAUACAUCUUUUGCUUGUCUAUUUGGAUAUUCGUGGCUCUUAACACCAGACUGAAGUUUAAUUUGGAGGAAAUGUGGGCAGAAGCAUGUUUAUACACCACCAAAUCUCUUUUCACAUCUCUUGCUGUAUGCUCUUUCCUACUAUGGAGAAAAUACACUGAACUAGCAACUCCAGAUGUUGACACCAGCGAGGCACAAUGCACCUGUACAAUCCAGAUGUAUGACAAACGUGAUGUUGGACUCUCCCCUGAAUGCACACUAGACACACCCAAACUGUGGCCAGUGUAA
Messenger RNA from Boleophthalmus pectinirostris (great blue-spotted mudskipper), 824 nucleotides. RefSeq lists its product as uncharacterized. The record is from RefSeq and is a predicted model, not a curated record. Bases 120 to 824 code for a protein of 234 amino acids. Lineage: Eukaryota; Metazoa; Chordata; Actinopteri; Gobiiformes; Gobiidae. The transcript has 5 exons.